GGGAUAGGGGGUUUUGCUAGAGUGGCCUAGUCCUAGCAGGCGUCCUGCGUCUUCCAGACUAAUGCUUUAUUAGCGGGAAAAAAAAUUAUGAAUGAAGCGAGAGAGAACAAUGAGCGCAGCACCCAAUGCAAAAACCCAAGGAGAAUAUUCUGGGGUCUAAGAAACGUAGAUGUGAGUCCUGGCUCCACCUCCUUGCUUGGCUCAAGCAGAUCACCCCAGCUCUAUCACAGGAAGUUUUCUGGCUGCCAAUUAAAGCUGAGAAGGUCAAAAGAGACGGAGGGAAGCAAAAUUCAUGCCACUUCUUCACAACACAAUCAGUGUCAUCCUCAUUUUACAGAACCCAGAGCGAGGAGGAGGCGUCAGUGUAUUCCACAGUCUCUCCUCCAGCAGAACACAGCAGGCUGGCCUUAUUUUAGGGUCACUGAACCCGGGAACUUCUCCAUUCUGCUUCUCAUCUCUGUGAAGCACGGGAAGGGGCACCUGUGGCGGUAAGAGGUCCUCCUGUCUUGACUGACUCCUGUACAGCACCUUACAGUAUCUCCAAACACCCCAGCAAUCCAUCAUUUAAUUUCAUUCUCCCUCAUCCUCCUAAUAAUCCCAGGUGACAAAGACAGCACAGUACCGGCAACCCCAUGUUGCAGGAGAGGUGUGGUGAUUUGUCCAGGGCCACGUGACCAGACAGACCCUUUACCAAAUUGGCACCAGAGUCUCUUGCCAGAAUCCCCUGUUCCUUUUCUCUCCACAGAUCAUGGUGUGUGGGGUCCAGGCCUUGGAUAUUUGUCCCCAAAUCAAGGAUGAAGGGGUAGCAAUUCUAGGGCAAGAGCGUUAGACCUGAUUUUAGCCAGUCUCUCCUCAGCUCCACAUUUCUUCCUCCUCUUUCCUCUCUCUUCCGAGAACAGGGACCUCACCCAGCCCCACUCCUGGCCUUUUGGGAGGGCCUGAGAGAUACUAGCGACUAGGGCAGAAGAACUCCUGGGUUCCUGGGAUUUCUUGUUCCUGUCUCUGUUGGGACUCCCUUUGGACAGCCUCCCCACCCCAGCCUCAGCCUCCGGCCGGCCUGCACUACCAUGUUGUAGGUGGAAGGGCCUUUCUGUUUGGUUCUAGGCGGCCCGGGCGCACACUGGGGAGAAAAGAGUUAAAGCCAGGUCCCAGGAUAACCGGGAGCGGGAAGUUCCGGUGGCCCAAGCUGGAGUGGAAUGGGGAGACCGCUAGGAAGAGCGGUUUGGGACGGAAGGGGGCGUAGGUGCCAGCCAUGCUAAUCCGCGCUUCACCCCCAUCAGGGCUCGGCAUCCACUGGUAAGCCGCACCCCCCGCCCCCAGCCCCAAGGCCGGUUUCUCCUCUCCCCUCAGAGCGGGCCGCCCUCACCCCGGGCCAGACCGAGGCCAGCGCCGAGCCCGGUCUAGAGCCAGGAGGGGCGUGCCUCCCUCCGGCCGCCCUCCCAUUGUCUGUGCGGAGCCGCCGGAGGGGCUGCGAGGGGCGGGGCCGGGGCGGGCAGAGGGAGGGAGGAAGGGAGGGAGGGGGCGGGGGGAGAUGCUGAGCCUUCAGGGGCGGAGGAGGCUGCGGCCGCAGAGGAGAGAGCGGGAGGAGGGAGGGAAGGCAGGAAGAGGGCAACCAAAGACCGGGCCAGGUGGCUGCACCGGGUGCUGGCUGCGCUGCGCUGCUCUCGGUUCCGACGGCCUUUCUCAUGCGCUGAGGGCGCCCGGCUGGGCCGGGCCGGCGGCCGGAGGGGAGACUCCUCUCCAUGGUCCAGAAGACCAGCAUGUCCCGGGGCCCUUACCCACCCUCCCAGGAGAUCCCCAUGGAGGUCUUCGACCCCAGCCCACAGGGCAAAUACAGCAAGAGGAAAGGGCGGUUCAAAAGGUCGGAUGGGAGCACGUCCUCGGAUACAACAUCCAACAGCUUUGUCCGCCAGGGCUCGGCGGAGUCCUAUACCAGCCGUCCGUCGGACUCCGACGUGUCUCUGGAGGAGGACCGGGAGGCCUUAAGGAAGGAGGCAGAGCGCCAGGCAUUAGCCCAGCUCGAGAAAGCCAAGACCAAGCCGGUGGCAUUUGCUGUGCGGACAAAUGUCGGCUACAACCCGACUCCAGGGGAUGAGGUGCCUGUGCAGGGAGUGGCCAUCACCUUCGAGCCCAAGGACUUCCUGCACAUCAAAGAGAAAUACAAUAAUGACUGGUGGAUCGGGCGGCUGGUGAAGGAGGGCUGUGAGGUUGGCUUCAUCCCCAGCCCUGUCAAACUGGACAGCCUGCGCCUGCUGCAGGAACAGAAGCUGCGCCAGAACCGCCUCAGCUCCAGCAAAUCAGGUGACAACUCCAGCUCCAGUCUGGGAGACGUGGUGACUGGCACCCGCCGCCCCACGCCCCCUGCCAGUGGUAAUGAAAUGACUAACUUAGCAUUUGAACUAGACCCCCUAGAGUUAGAGGAUGAGGAGGCAGAGCUUGGUGAGCAGAGUGGCUCUGCCAAGACUAGUGUUAGCAGUGUCACCACCUCGCCACCCCAUGGCAAACGCAUCCCCUUCUUCAAGAAGACAGAGCAUGUGCCCCCCUAUGACGUGGUACCUUCCAUGAGGCCCAUCAUCCUGGUGGGACCGUCGCUCAAGGGCUAUGAGGUUACAGACAUGAUGCAGAAAGCUUUAUUUGACUUCUUGAAACAUCGGUUUGAUGGCAGGAUCUCCAUCACUCGUGUGACAGCAGACAUUUCCCUGGCUAAGCGCUCAGUCCUCAACAACCCCAGCAAACAUAUUAUCAUUGAGCGCUCCAACACACGCUCCAGCCUGGCUGAGGUUCAGAGCGAGAUCGAGCGAAUCUUCGAGCUGGCCCGGACCCUUCAGUUGGUCGCUCUGGACGCCGACACCAUCAACCACCCAGCCCAGCUUUCCAAGACCUCACUGGCCCCCAUCAUUGUUUACAUCAAGAUCACCUCUCCCAAGGUACUUCAGAGGCUCAUCAAGUCUCGAGGGAAGUCUCAGUCCAAACACCUCAAUGUCCAAAUAGCAGCCUCGGAGAAGCUGGCGCAGUGUCCCCCCGAAAUGUUUGAUAUCAUCCUGGACGAGAACCAAUUGGAGGAUGCCUGCGAGCACUUGGCCGAAUACUUGGAAGCCUAUUGGAAGGCCACACACCCGCCCAGCAGCACCCCGCCCAAUCCGCUGCUGAACCGCACCAUGGCUACGGCAGCCCUGGCUGCCAGCCCCGCCCCUGUCUCCAACCUCCAGGGACCCUACCUUGCUUCCGGGGACCAGUCGCUGGAACGGGCCACCGGGGAGCACCCCAGCGUGCACGAGUCCCCAGGGGAGCCGGGCCACCCCCCAGGCCUUUACCCCAGCAGCCACCCACCAGGCCGGGCAGGCACCCUGCGGGCACUUUCCCGCCAAGACACGUUUGAUGCUGACACUCCUGGCAACCGAAACUCUGCCUACACGGAGCUGGGAGACUCAUGUGUGGACAUGGAGACUGACCCCUCAGAGGGGCCGGGGCUUGGAGACCCUGCAGGGGGCAGCACCCCACCAGCCCGUCAGGGAUCCUGGGAGGAUGAAGAUGAUGACUAUGAAGAGGAGCUGACCGACAACCGGAACCGCGGCCGGAAUAAGGCCCGCUACUGCGCGGAGGGCGGGGGUCCAGUUCUGGGGCGCAACAAGAAUGAGCUGGAGGGCUGGGGGCGGGGUGUCUACAUCCGCUGAGAGGCAGAGGACAUGCAGUGGGAGGAAAGGCUCUGAGCCCGGGGGAGGGGAGGGACAGAGGGGCUCACCACAGGGGACGUAUCUUGCCUCCAGGGGGCGCUGUCUCCCUCCUUUCAGAUGCCUUUGCUCGAUGUUUGGGAUUUCUGUGGUGGUAGCAUCCCAGCUCCUGGGAGUCCCUUAAGCCCCAGCUGUAGGUUUUUACCUACCUGCUGUGGGUGGGUGGGUGGGGGGGGGUUGCCCACCUUUCUGCAGUGCCCCCUUUUCCCCACCUCAGGGGGCUCUCUCCCCUCACUCUCCCAGAGAAAAGGUGCACUUCCUUAACUCUUUGUACUUGGGCCUCUAAAUGAGGGUCCUAAAUGGGGUGGCCCUUUCUUUUCCAAAGCUGGAGUAUUUGGGAAGGGUAGGGAGCUUCUCCUGGAGAGGGAGAGCACAGACUCUCUCCCAUGAAGGCUCUCUUUCCCAAACCCCAAAUCCAGGAUCCCUCACCAUGUUCUCCCUCCACCCAGCUUCCUGGCAGCAUUGUCUGACAGAUAGGUGAAGGCUACAGCGGAAGCCCCAUGGGGAGCUUGUCUUGGGGGGGAGGGGGGCUCUGGGUGGAAGCUGGCAGGCAUCAGCAGUAGUGCCCUCUGCGUGCCCAGGACCUAGAACCCUGAGGAGUGGGUUGCAACCCGUGACACUGCUACCCACCCCACCUCUUCCAUCCUUGGCCCUUGCCAACCCUAGGAAUGAGCUUUGCCUACAACAUCCCUUGCCUGCUGCCAUCAGAAGAGGGGGCCCAGCUGCGUCUGAGCCCCCCAUGCUUGUGUCACCUCAGUGUGGAACCCAUAGAACACUCUGGUCCGCCUCAUCUUGAAACCAAAAAACUGCUCCUUCACUUUCACUCUCACUCUGAGGCCCCAGGGGAGAGGCCCUCUGGGUUGGUGCCCAAGAGGUGAUCACCCCAGAGGUUGCCUUGGAUCUCCCCUGGGGGGCUUGGCUGCUGCUGCUGCUGCUACUGCUCUGUAUUUGCCUCUUGUGAUCCUGUCCUUUGCCCAUGUCCACUCCCCCCAGGAGAGGCCGUGGUACCCCCUCUGCCCUAGAGUGUCCCUCUGCCUAGCAUCCCCUAGCCCAGCAGCUCUGCCCCUCCCCAGCAUCCCAGCUGGGCCAGAGAGAGCCGAUUGUGCCAACGAGGACUGGGCCCUGCCCAGCUGCCCACCUCAGGGAUGGGCACCUCAUGCCUGUCUCGCCACCUCCUGUGCCAAUGUUGUCCCACCUUCCCCACGUUGGGGGUGGGGUGCAGCUUCCACUUACUGGUUAGAAGACACUACUGCCCAACCUUUCCCCUCCCUGUCUGGUGUCCUGUGCCCCCAUCUGUCUGUCUGUCUGUACUACCCUAGGAGAAGUAUUUUGCCACAUAUAAAACCGCCUCCUGUCCUUUGUGGCCGCCUCCUGAGCCUGCUUCUUU
Equus quagga is the source of this 5118-nucleotide messenger RNA. RefSeq names its product calcium voltage-gated channel auxiliary subunit beta 1 (gene CACNB1). NCBI's taxonomy places the organism in Eukaryota, Metazoa, Chordata, Mammalia, Perissodactyla, Equidae. Gene Ontology annotation, biological process: neuromuscular junction development; regulation of voltage-gated calcium channel activity; calcium ion transmembrane transport. The transcript has 16 exons. The coding region runs from base 1743 to 3674 and encodes 643 amino acids. Gene Ontology annotation, cellular component: voltage-gated calcium channel complex. Gene Ontology annotation, molecular function: high voltage-gated calcium channel activity; protein binding. The record is from RefSeq and is a predicted model, not a curated record.